Prorocentrum cordatum is the source of this 1331-nucleotide messenger RNA. The record is from the annotation of a GenBank genome assembly. NCBI's taxonomy places the organism in Eukaryota, Dinophyceae, Prorocentrales, Prorocentraceae.
AGCUCAAGACUGUUUGGCUCCAGCUUGGCGUGAGUAGUUCUAAGCGCGCACCUUUCACUCCGCGCAUGCCAACACAAUGUUGGCACACAUUUCGCAGAUGGCCCGUUCCUGGUUGAUUGCCAGCCUCGUCUGGGCCCGCGCCGCCGCCGCUAACCCGACGCCCAGCCAGACGCUCAGCACCCCAUCUGGUCUGGCUGGUGCCUGGUCGCAGGCCGUGUGCAAGACUUAUUGCCACGGUGGUUAUUCUGGGCCUAUGUUCCAGGCGCCAUCUGUGACGCCCGCGGGCGUGACCGGAAUGUCAUGGGCGCGUCAGCCGAACGACAAUGUUGAUGCAACUUACGGAUGCGUUGUCCGCAGUUUUGAGGGCGGCGUGGGAGAUUUCUCGACAUCUAUUCUCUGGUACUCGACCGAAUGUGCGGCUGGAACCGAUGCAUGGUUCACGCUCGGCCCCCUGUCGCCAACGAAUAUUGGUAACCUAUUUUAUUGGAAUGCUGGAUGUGACACCCCUUAUGGUACAACUAAGGUAUGCGUGCGCGCCAGGUACUUCUUCCAGACGCCCAGCCCGACGCCCUGCCCGACGUCGAGCCCGACGCCAAGCCCGACGCUCUUCCCGACGCCCAACCCCACGCUCAACCCGACACCCAGCCCGACGUCGAGGCCGACGCCCAACCCCACGCCAUCCCCGACGCCCAGCCCGACGCCCAGCCCGACGCUCAGCGCGACAGCGACAGCAACAACGACGACAGCUACGACGGACACCACCAUAACAGCCACGACCGUAACGAUGACUACCGCGACAGUCACGACCAGGACAAGCACAGUCAUUACGGCAACAGUGCCCACCUUUUCCCCAACUCGUGCACCAACUUGGGCGCCAACCCCUGCACCAAGCUGGGCGCCAAGCUGGGCGCCAACCUCUGUGCCGACCUCUGCACCGGCCUCUGUGCCGUCUGCCGUGCCGACACAGGCCCCAGCUGCACCGCCGACUGCUUCUCCGAUUGCCACGCCCACCUCCACGCCAACUCCCGCGCCCACCCCCACGCCGUCCGCGCCAGCCCCCUUGCCGACGCACGAGCAAACCCCGAACCCAACCUCAGCGGGCGCGCCCACCAGGACGCUGACGACGGAGAGCCUCCAGGCCGGAGACACGGCCAUGAGCGUCACGUCCGAGGCCGGCUUCCGCGUCGGCGACGAGAUCGUCAUCGCCGACGGCGCCAAGUCUGAGACAGCCUCGAUUGUUGGCUUUGGAACCAUUCGGUGAACAACCAAUGACAUAAACAUAAAAAACUCAGAGGUUUGCGCUGAUUUCUCGCACCUGCGCUGGACCCCCC